AUGGACGGUGAGUCUCUCAACAUCCUCAAGCACGGCUGGGGCUACACCUGCCCUGUGUCCACGGUCGGCCUCUUCAACAAGUGCUACGAAGUGAAGUGCGAGAAGAAGUCUGCGAAGGAAAUGGGCCAGCAUGUGAUGGAUGGGCUCUCCCACCAUGCGGGCAACCUCAUGGGUGCCCUCUCCGGUGCUUUGACGGGCGACGACCAGAAGGAGAAGAAGAUGUUCAAGGAGGAGGACAAGCCCGACAUGGACCUGGGCGCCACAGCAAAGAGUGCCUGGGCCUCGAUGCUCAGCGACGACAAGGAAAAGGAUGUUUGCGUUGGCGGCCGCAAGGUGCAUGUGUGGAAGGUCACCGAAUGA
Molecule: messenger RNA, 360 nt
Organism: Symbiodinium necroappetens
Lineage: Eukaryota; Dinophyceae; Suessiales; Symbiodiniaceae
Source: the annotation of a GenBank genome assembly